Messenger RNA from Fragaria vesca subsp. vesca, 701 nucleotides. RefSeq lists its product as uncharacterized. The transcript has a single exon. Bases 14 to 457 code for a protein of 147 amino acids. The record is from RefSeq and is a predicted model, not a curated record. NCBI's taxonomy places the organism in Eukaryota, Viridiplantae, Streptophyta, Magnoliopsida, Rosales, Rosaceae.
UCACAUCACCACCAUGGCUCGUCCUUCUCAACUGACUCACCUCACUCUUCUUCUUCUUCUUCUAGCUACAACCGCAACAGCCAGGCCAGGCUUUCUCUUCACUCGAACCACUGGGCGGUGCACGCCGGACUACUGGGGCAGCAGAGUGGAGUCAUGGCCGAGGAUGGUCCCGCAGACCUCGACGGUGUCCAAGGUGUUCGGGUCCAGAGCCUACGAACGUUACAGAUCCGAUCUGACGCUGAUGGAAGCGACGGCCAGGAACGACGAUGAGAACGUGUUCCCUAGGCUGCUCAAGGAGGCGAGCGCGGCGCUGAUCAACUCGUACGCCAGGAAAGGGUUCCCGUACACGGCGUGGGAGGUGAAGACGAGGGUCAUUCAGGGCUUGGUGUCGGAGAGGGCGGCGGCCCGUCAGGCCCAGGUUUUCUUUCAGGCCAAUCGGGCUUGUGAUCUCCACUAGUCUUGGAUUGGGAGCUAGCUGUGGUUCUGAUACUGAUAGAAUACUUCAUUCUUAGCUGGCUAGCUCUGUUCGAUCUUUGUUGGUCUGUAAUGUUCAAACUGAUGGGUUCUAGUUCAACAGUUGAAUCAAACAAUGCUCUUUGUUGUUUACCAGUAUUUUUGUAAUCGGUCGAUGGAGACAGGACCUUUGUGUUCAGGUUUGGUGGUGAGCCUCAUGGCUUGUGGAAUAUAAUUAUAUUAUAUAU